This is a messenger RNA of Vigna angularis (adzuki bean), 1173 nucleotides long. RefSeq names its product tropinone reductase-like. NCBI's taxonomy places the organism in Eukaryota, Viridiplantae, Streptophyta, Magnoliopsida, Fabales, Fabaceae. The transcript is spliced from 5 exons. The record is from RefSeq and is a predicted model, not a curated record. Gene Ontology annotation, molecular function: oxidoreductase activity. The coding region runs from base 161 to 973 and encodes 270 amino acids.
UCAGUGGGAUCAAUGUCAAACUAUUCUUAUCAUGGCUUAAUAUUCUCCCUGAAGAUAGUGACUACAAAUUAAGCCACUUUGAAGGUAGCAAUAUCAAUUAUUAGAUACCAUAAAUCUUCAUUCAUCAUAUCAUCAUAUCCUUCAUCGAAGAGAAAAAGAAAUGGGUGAGACGAACAGUGGAAGCAAAAGCAGCAGAUGGUGUCUGCAGGGGAUGACAGCUCUGGUCACCGGUGGAUCCAAAGGAAUCGGAUAUGCUAUAGUUGAGGAGUUGGCAGAGCUUGGGGCCACCGUACACACUUGUUCUCGGAACGAAGCUGAACUCAGUGAAUCCUUGAAGGAGUGGACCACAAAAGGAUACAGAGUAACCGGUUCGGUCUGUGACGUGACCUCUCGUCUUAACAGAGAAGAGCUGAUAGCUAGAGUCUCCUCUCAGUUCAAUGGAAAACUCAAUAUCCUUGUAAACAAUGUGGGAACAAACAUAGUGAAACAGACCCUGGAUUUCACAGCGGAAGAUUUCGCAUUUCUGAUGAAUACGAAUCUUGAAUCUUGUUUCCACUUAAGUCAGCUUGCACAUCCUCUCCUAAAAGCUUCAGAAGCUGCAAGUAUCGUUUUCAUAUCCUCCAUCGCUGGUGUCGUAGCUACAAACUUAGCAUCCCUUGUAUAUGGUGUAUCUAAAGGAGCAAUGAACCAGAUGACAAAAAAUCUUGCAUGUGAAUGGGCCAAAGACAACAUAAGGAGUAAUUCUGUUGCACCUGGAGUAAUCAGAACCCCUCUCGCGGAAAAGCACUUGAAAGUGGAAAGAGUUGUGAAUGCUGUAAUUUCUCAAACCCCUCUGGGACGGAUUGGAGAGGCAGAGGAGGUGUCUUCGUUGGUGGCAUUUCUGUGCUCGCCUGCAGCCUCUUAUAUCACUGGACAGAUCAUUUGUGUUGAUGGCGGCUUCUCUGUGAACGGCCUCCAUAUAUUGCAGCCUUAGUUUUCACUUUUUCCGUGUUACGUCAGUUACACCCUCACUGCAUUGCUUUCUGUGUCAUUUAGAAUAAAUUAAGUGUCUGUACUUUCCUAAGUUCAGUUUAGAAUAUAUAUGACAGAAGUAUGAUCAUAAAUUAUAAGGCGACAUAGAUAAAAUAAAUAUGUAUAAUGUGUCUUAUUUUAUAACGACUCCUUUUUAAUCAA